This is a messenger RNA of Penicillium paradoxum, 1071 nucleotides long. Its product is annotated as MBL fold metallo-hydrolase. The transcript is spliced from 3 exons. NCBI's taxonomy places the organism in Eukaryota, Fungi, Ascomycota, Eurotiomycetes, Eurotiales, Aspergillaceae. The record is from RefSeq and is a predicted model, not a curated record. The coding region runs from base 1 to 1071 and encodes 356 amino acids.
AUGGCAGGUCCUAUCUUCGACGUGCCCCGGGGCACCCAAAGUGUCCAGGUCCGCAUUAUAGAUACCACGGUGAGAAUGAACAGGUUCCCGUUGAAAUUCCUCAUGGAGCCCCCAAUGGAAGGAAUGACAUAUAUGCCUGAGAUUCCAGCAUGGUCUUUCCUAAUUGAGCACCACUCAGGUCAAAAGCUCCUCUUUGAUCUCGGGUUGCCACGGGACUUGCUCGCAUUUUCGCCAUUUGUGCAGCAGAUACUUGAGCAAGUAAAGGCAGAAAUCUCAGUCGAAGAAGAGGUCAUCGAUAUUCUGGAGAAAAAUGGAAUUGCAGCAGAUCAAAUCUCGGGUAUAAUUUGGAGCCAUUGGCAUUGGGAUCAUAUUGGCGAUCCCUCACGCUUCCCGUCCUCAACUGAGUUAAUCGUCGGUCCUGGUUUCAAGAAUGAGUUUGGUCCGGGCUACCCGUCAAUCCCUGAUUCCCCAGUGCGCGAGAGUGAUUUUGCUGGUAGGAACUUGCGCGAGAUCGACUUUACAAACGCACGGAAGACGGGCCAGUUCCGCGCCUUUGACUUUUUCGGCGAUGGCUCUUUCUAUUUGAUGGACACACCAGGUCAUGCCGUGGGCCAUUUGAGUGCGCUGGCACGCACGACUACCAACCCGGAUACUUUUAUCUUCAUGGGAGGUGAUUUGUGCCACCAUGGUGGUGAAAUUAGACCCUCAAAACAUAUGCAUCUUCCUUCUGAUAUUCCCGCUGCAAUUCCAGCUGCUAUCCUACCUUGCCCUGGGGUCCAAGCCUAUGAGCAGCUGUUGGUCCGUCGGAGCGGCUCUGUUGAUAAACCGUUCUUUUCUCCAAGUCCUAUGGUUGGCUCCAUUACUGAGGAAACUAUUCGGACGAUUGAGAAAGCACAAGAGGCGGACGCAGAGAGUAAUAUCUGGUUUAUUCAUGCACAUGAUGCGAGCUUGCUUGGACGUGUCGAUGUAUUCCCACUGCCGGCAAAUUCUUGGAAGGAGAAGGAUUGGCGCAGGGAAACUCUCUGGGCUUUUCUUCGAGACUUUGACGUGGCCAUUGAAGCAGAAAGAUAG